Meloidogyne enterolobii is the source of this 714-nucleotide messenger RNA. Lineage: Eukaryota; Metazoa; Nematoda; Chromadorea; Rhabditida; Meloidogynidae. The record is from the annotation of a GenBank genome assembly.
AUGGAUAAAAAAUUUAUUUUGACAAUUUUAAGUUUUUUUCCAUUAUUGUUGGUUAAAGGUUAUGAAAAUUUUAAUAUCACAACUAAAGGACAAGAAUCUGAACAAACAACUGUAAAGUAUGAUGAAAAUUCUACAUUACCAAAAGAGUUGGCAAAAAUAACUGUUACACAAGAAGAAAGUCCAAAUAAUAAAUCAUUACAAAAAAAUGAAGAGGAGAUUCAGGCUGAGGAAAGUGAUAAUAUUCCAAAAAGAGAUGUUUACCUUGAAGAAAAUGAAUGUAUGGUUGUACCAGAGGGAGACGCAAAUUUUAAAGCUUCAAACAAUGGUAAAUCAAUCUAUGCAGUGAAUGGAAAGAUUAUUGUUAAUGAGGGAAUAACUGACGAAUUUGGAAUUAAAAAUUUGGAAAAUUUGGCUGAAGUAAAGUGUGGUGUUGACAAUUAUGAGCAAUUUUCUUAUUGUGCCAAAGUUAAAUUUUUUAAUUCUGAUGAGAAGAAAACUUUCAAUAAAGAAUUGUUUAAACCAAACAAUCCUACGAAUAUUAAUGAAUAUCUCAAGAAUUAUAUGCAAGAUUUUGCUCUCGUUUUGAUUGAAGGCUGUGUUUUAUGCAAGAACAAAACUAAACCAAUUAACAUAUUAUUUUAUCAAUUACAUAAAGAAGGGCCAAUUAAGCCUGUUUGUGCAGAUGGUCAAGUAACAAUGAUUAGGUUAAAAUAA